AUGUCUGUCGCUGACCGCAUCGUCAGCUACCUCGCCCCUGCCGACAACAGUGCGCAAACGAUCAAGGAGGGUUUCUCGGUCUCGAGCCCGGCGGCGGCGGCCUCGUCCGGAGAGGAUAGACAUGAGGGACAGACGGGAGGACUUUUGCCGGAUAUCAGAAUCAACAGACAGUCGUUCGGACAGGACAUGAUCUCAGAGGAGGAUGACUCAUUCGAAGAAGAAGGCCGCCCGCCUUACCUCCAUGCUAUGAUAGCCGGGGGUCUCGGCGGGUCGACGGGAGACAUGCUUAUGCACUCUCUGGACACGGUCAAGACGCGCCAACAGGGCGACCCGCACAUCCCGCCAAAGUACACGUCCCUCGGCUCGUCCUAUCACACGAUAUGGAGGCAAGAAGGCAUCAGACGAGGUCUCUAUGGCGGGUGGGUACCGGCACUGAGUGGCUCGCUCCCGGGCACCAUGUUAUUUUUCGGCACAUACGAAUGGAGCAAGCGGUUUCUCAUUGAACACGGCCUACAGCACCACUUGUCCUACCUAACAGCCGGUUUCCUUGGAGACUUGGCCGGCUCCGUCGUCUACGUCCCGUCCGAAGUGUUGAAGACCCGCAUGCAGUUGCAGGGACGUUACAACAACCCCUACUUCAAGUCGGGAUAUAACUACAGAGGCACGGUCGAUGCUGCGCGGACCAUUGUCCGCCACGAGGGGCUUUCUGCGCUGUUUCACGGUUACCAAGCGACGCUCUAUCGCGAUCUCCCGUUUUCAGCGCUCCAGUUCAUGUUUUGGGAACAGUUCCACGCCUGGGCCCGUACCUACAAGCAGAGCAGGGAUGUCGGUGUACCGCUGGAGCUCUUGACCGGUGGUCUCGCCGGAAGCUUGGCUGGCGUUAUGACAUGUCCCCUGGACGUCGUGAAGACGCGGCUGCAGACCCAAGUGCACCCUGACCUAUUACCAAAAGAGAGUAAAGCGGCGGCCAAGACUACCACGCAUGCUUCGACGUCAAAAUCACAGAUGCGCAACAUAUCAACGUCAUCUCCGUCAACACAUACUCCUCGCCCAGGCGCGGUGAACCUGCAGACCUCGUCCGUCAUCCAGGGCCUCAAGGUCAUAUACCAGACGGAGGGGCUCAGCGGAUGGUUCAGGGGCGUGGGCCCUCGUGGCGUAUGGACCUUCAUUCAGAGCGGCACAAUGCUGUUCUUGUACCAACGUAUCCUGAAACAGUUAGAGGUUUGGAAUCCUCCCGUGGAAGCGCAACGGGAGCAUGCCAUUUAG
Colletotrichum higginsianum IMI 349063 is the source of this 1266-nucleotide messenger RNA. Its product is annotated as Mitochondrial carrier protein. Bases 1 to 1266 code for a protein of 421 amino acids. Gene Ontology annotation, molecular function: magnesium ion transmembrane transporter activity. Lineage: Eukaryota; Fungi; Ascomycota; Sordariomycetes; Glomerellales; Glomerellaceae. Gene Ontology annotation, biological process: magnesium ion export from mitochondrion. The record is from RefSeq and is a predicted model, not a curated record. The transcript is spliced from 2 exons.